ACGCGGCGUGUCGCGCGCGCGCCCGCGAUGAAGCGAGGACGCGCCUCCUCCGCGGGAGGCGGCGGGAAAGGCGGCGGCGGCGGCAGCGCGCAGAAGUCGCUCACGAGCUUCUUCUUCACGAAGCCCUCGACCGGCGGCGCGACGACGACGAAGGCGACGACGACGACGACGACGACGACGCCCGCGUCGAAGAAGCGCGCGAGGACGGACGGGAGCCUGAGCGCGGCGAAGCCGCCGACGCCUUCGCAGUCCAAGGGCGGCAGCGGCGGCGGCGGUGAUGACGAAGAAGACGCCGCCGGCAAGGGCGCCGCCGCCGCCACCGCCGCGACGGAGGACGGAGGAGGUGACGACGACGAAGACGACGAUCGCGAUGAUCUCGCGCCGACGACCGAGCGGAUGCCGCGGAGCGAAGUCGACGCGAUCCUCGCUGCGCUGCCCGCGUCCAGACCCGACCGCCACGCGGCGUUCGUGAAGAAGCUCUCGAGGGACCCGCGACGCCGCGACGGCACGCGAGGAGGACGCGGCGGCGUGGACGGCGAGGGAGUCGAGGGAGGAGGAGGAGAGCGGGAGGGCGAUGAGAAGGGAACGAACGACGACGCCGACGAAAACGCCGGCGGCGGUUCGAAGAAGAAGAAGCCGGCGAGCGCGGGGAAGAUGACGCCGCUGGAGCUCCAAGUGAAGAAGCACAAGGCGGACCACCCCGGGGUGUUGCUCCUCAUCGAGGUCGGGUACAAGUUCCACUUUUACGGCGAAGACGCGCACGUGGCGUCAAAGGCGCGUUCUAUUCUACACACUGGGUCCCUCGCUUUCAAUCCCGACACACCUCGACGCCUUUCAACUUCAACUGACGCCUUUCAACUCCACCCCGACGUCGGUCGCUUCGUGCGGAACGCCCCCAAGGCGCUCAACAUUUUCGCGUACCAAAAGGGCAACUAUCUCACCGCGUCCGUGCCCGUGCCUCGGUUGCACGUGUACGUCCGCAGGCUCGUGGAGCGCGGGCACAAGGUCGGGGUCAUCCGUCAGACCGAAACCGCGGCGUUGAAAGCGGGCGGCGAGACCGACGCCGGUAAGGGCGGCCUGUUUGAAAGGAAGCUCGUCGGGCUCUACACCAAGAGCACGCUGGAGGCGGGCGUCGCCGUCGACGCGUCGGGCGGGACGAACGAUAAAGGCGAGUCCGUAACCGCCGCUGACGGACGGUUUUCGUCGUACCUCCUCUGCAUCGCGGAAGAGCCCGUCUCAUCCUCAUCAUCGAGUGACGAAGGCGGCGGCAGGGCGAGGAUCGGCGUCGCCGCCGUGGACGCGUCCACGGGGGACGUCCUCCACGACGAGUUCGUCGACUCGUCGCUUCGCGCGGAGCUCGAAGCGCGGUUGCUCCGCGUCGCCCCCGCGGAGAUCCUCCUCGUGGAGCCGCUCUCGACCGCGACGACGAAGCUCGUGAAGACGAUGUACGGCGACGACCCCCGCGGCGGCGGCGCGAGAGUGGAGGCGGUGGCGCGAGGGAGCGGGUACGGCGACGGCGGCGCGGCGGCGGCGGUGGCGGCGUCAAUCGCGGAGUUUGGCCGCGACGGCGACGGCGACCGCGACCGCGGCGCGACCGCCUCCACGUCGGGUGGUUCGGGCGCCGCGGCGUCCGGCGCGGCGGUCGCCGCGAUCGAUCUCCCGUCGCAAACCUUGCGCGCGGUCGCGGUCGCGUUCGAUUGGCUCCGGCAGUUUGGCCUCUGCGGCGUCCUCGCGUUGACGCCCGCGUUUCGACCGAUGCGCGCGCGUCGAGAGAUGAACCUUUCCCCGAACGUGAUGCGUCAGCUCGAGCUGCUCCGUUCCAUCGACGGCGCGCACAGAGGGUCGCUGCUGUGGCUCAUGGGCUCGAACGCGCGCACGCCGUGCGGGAGCAGGCUCGUUCGACGGUGGGUCUCGCACCCACUGACGGACAAGAGAGACGUCGAGAGACGGCUGGACGCUGUGGACGAGUUGAGGACGAAGGCGGAGGACGGCGGCGGUCACGGCGGCGUGUUGUCCGACCUCGCGGCGUCGCUGAAGGCGGCGCACGGCGGCGGCGACUGCGAGAGGUACCUCGCGAGAGUGUUCCACGGCACCGCGACGCCCGCGGAGCUCGUCGCGGGGUUGUCCGCGGUGAGGGAUUUCGCGCGUCUCGUCCGCAACGCGAAGGCGAAGGCGGCGGCGGGGCGGGGCGGCGAAAUCGACGCCGCCGCCGCCGACGACGACGACGAGUGCGCGUCGCUCGCGUCGUCGGCGCUUCUUCGCGAGUACCUCGACGCCGCGUCGGACGCGUCCGUCGUGCACACGUGCGACAGGUUGCUCUCCAUGGUGGACGUCGAGAACGCGACGAACGGCAAGGCGACGGCGGCGACGGCGCUGCUUCCGAACGCGACGAGAUUUCCGCGGCUCGAGUCGACGCGCGCGGACAUCGCGGACGCGGAGAAAGCCCUGGAGGACCUCCUUCCGACGCUGCGGCAGAAACUCAUCGACGCGGGGAAGAAAGAGAAGGGCGGCGGCGGCGGCGGCCUCGCGCUCGUCCCGAGGCUCGCGUACGUCACCGUCGCGCUCGUGGAGUACCUGAUCGAACUCCCGGACACGCUGCGCGGCGUCCCCGCGAAUUGGGCGAGAAUGUCCACGAACAAGUCGAAAAAAGUCGUGCGGUAUCAUCCCCCCGAGGUCGUCGCCGCCGCGGCCGCGCUCGAGCGCGCGAGGGAGCGCCACGUCGCGGAGUCCAAGGCGGCGUGGGCGUCCUUCUUGCGCGACGACGCCGCCGGGAACUUUCUCGAGCUGCGCGCGGCGGUCGCCGCGGCGGCGGGGCUCGACGCGCUCCUCUCCUUCGCCGCGCUCGCGCGCGGAAACGCCGGGUACGCCAGGCCGACGUUUCUUCCAGACGACGCGCCGCCGGCGCUGCGCGUCGACCGCGGACGACACCCGAUCCUCGACGCGAUGAUGCCUCCCGGGAAGACGUACGUGCCCAACUCCGCGAGCCUCGCCGAGGACGGCGUUCGCGCGCUGGUCAUCACGGGACCCAACAUGGGCGGCAAGUCGUGCUUCAUUCGUCAGACGGCGCUCAUCGUCGUCAUGGCGCAGUGCGGAUCGUUCGUCCCCGCGGCGAGCGCGGAGAUGACGGUCAUGGACGGCGUGCACACGCGCAUGGGCGCGAGCGAUAACAUGGCGAUGGGCGCGUCCACGUUUCUCGAGGAGAUGUCGGAGUGUUCCUCCAUCUUAGCCGCGGCGUCGAAAAAAUCGCUCGUGGUGUUGGACGAGCUCGGGCGAGGCACGGCGACCACGGACGGCACCGCGAUCGCGCACGCGACGCUGGAACACCUCGUGUCGAACGCGAAGUGCCUCACGCUGUUCGUGACGCACUACCCGUCCGUCGCGAAGGAGAUCACGGCGAAGUAUCCGAAGCACUGCGCCGCGGCGUUUACGAGUUACGUGCGCGUGCGGAGGAACGGGCGCGUCGCGGCGAGAAACAAAAACGAAAACGUCGACGACGUCGAGGGAGGACCCGGCGCUGGCGCCGCCGCCGCCGCGGAGGAGGAGGAGGAGGAGGAGGAGGGCGAAGAGGGGGACCGGAUCGAGUUCUUGUACUCGCUCACCCCCGGGGUCGCGCAUCGAAGCUUCGGUCUGAACGUCGCGCGCAUGGCGGGCGUUCCGGAGAACAUCAUCCGACUCGCGGGGCGGAAGGCGAAGGAGCUCGAGGAGGCGACGACGAGGAGAAGGUCGUCUGGUAUGGCGUUGACGAACCACGAGGACGAGGACGUCACGCGGGCGAAGUUUAAGACGGUCGUCGACGCGAUGCGCGCCGCGGAGGCGGCGGAGGACCCGGAGAAGGGCGUCGCGAUCAUCGCCGGCGCGCAGGCGGCGCUCAGGGGAUGGGGAGGGUGA
This is a messenger RNA of Micromonas pusilla CCMP1545, 3888 nucleotides long. RefSeq names its product DNA mismatch repair protein MSH3 (gene MSH3). Gene Ontology annotation, molecular function: mismatched DNA binding; ATP binding; ATP-dependent DNA damage sensor activity. Bases 28 to 3888 code for a protein of 1286 amino acids. Gene Ontology annotation, cellular component: nucleus. The transcript has 2 exons. Gene Ontology annotation, biological process: mitotic recombination; mismatch repair. The record is from RefSeq and is a predicted model, not a curated record. Lineage: Eukaryota; Viridiplantae; Chlorophyta; Mamiellophyceae; Mamiellales; Mamiellaceae.